AUGGCUGUUUCUAGUUCGAUUUUUAAAUGGAAAUACUUAAUCGUAUUAAUAAUCUUUGCUGCUUUAAUUACGAUUUGUAAUGGUUCUCACCACGUGAUUCGAAAGCGACAAGCUACUGCUAAAAGUCCAGCUCAAGCUCCAGCUCAAUCUCCAGCUCAAGCUCCAGCUAACUCUCCAGCUCAAGCACCAGCUAACUCUCCAGCUAACUCUCCAAAUCAAGCUCAAACACCAGCUCAAGCACCAGCUAACUCUCCAGCUAACUCUCCAAAUCAAGCUCAAACACCAGCACAGCAAGCUCCAGGGGCUCAAACACCAGCACCGCAAGCUCAGUCACCUCAAGCACCAUCAUCGCAAGCUCAGUCACCUCAAGCACCAGCACCGCAAGCUCCACAAUCGGCUCAAUCACCACAAGCUCCAUCUCCGCAAGCACCAACAGGAGCCGCACAAUCACCAGCUCAACCAGCACAGCCGACUCAACCACCAGUUCAGUCACAACAAAAUCCACCAUCUCAACCACAAGGAGGUACUCCCCAAUCUCCAACUGCAAACGGUAAUGGUCCAAAAACUACGUCAUUAUCGUUUGGAGUUAGCGAUAUUUCUAAAAUUAAUUCUUGUACUGACAUAUUAAAAUGUUCAAAAGAAAACGUUGGGACUACUGACACACCUAUAUCUUCAACACCAGUUCCAAAAGUGACCAGUGAAACAACUACUACCCGUGAUGUUUGUACUGAUACUGUUAAUUGUCAUAUUGUUCCAAUGACUCCUGGUCAAACUGCGCAAGUGGUUACGACAACUGCACCACCAGAUAACACGGUUUACACUUUACCACCAGCCAACGGAGCUGCAGCCAACCCUAAUGCGAAAUAUACAACAACAACGUUUUUCUCAACGACUCAUGAAGUUGUUCCAGGCUAUUCUACAACUACCUCAACAUUGGGAUCUGAUGGACAAUAUACAACUUUCUCUACAUAUUAUCCACCGAGUACGCUCGUUGUAGUAAAACAGGUUACUGGUGUUCAAGAAGCUGAUUCAUUAAGUACUGAUGGAAUUGUUGGAGCUGGAAAUAGUUUUAAUGAAAUGAGAGGAACUGGAUCUGCACUAUUGG
Dentiscutata erythropus is the source of this 1105-nucleotide messenger RNA. The record is from the annotation of a GenBank genome assembly. Lineage: Eukaryota; Fungi; Glomeromycota; Glomeromycetes; Diversisporales; Gigasporaceae.